UUCUGUUUCUGUUACUUUUCCCUUUUUAUCGCCGCUUUUUUCAGUUGGGUACGAUCGUUUUUGGACGAAAAAAAUAAUGGUUUACACAUUUUAGUGAGUUACCUUGAUCAACUUCAACAAUCAGGUGGUUGGGGAAGUGUUCAAGUUCCUCUUACACCGGGAGAUGGUAUUAAUGGUUGCUCGACAAGUGGUCUUCAGAAUUCCUCUGUUACUGUUGCCUCGAGUUCAUCUAAUUUUGACGCAGGAGCUUCUGUAUUAUCUGAAGAACGCAAUGGAGCUGCUCCUGGCAUUUUUCGGAGGUCCACAGCAACAAAAUCAAAAGUGAACAAGAACCUGGGAGAUCGGGACGAUGACGUUCAUGUUUGCGUCAGCUGUCUAAGAGCAAUUAUGAAUAAUAAGUAUGGGUUUAGUAUGGUUUUUAACGAUCCUCAUGCUAUCUAUUGCAUUGCCAGAAGCAUACUUCACCACAGUUUAAGGCAAGUUUUGACGAAAGCUUUGGUUUUGGAGCUUUUGGCUGCGAUCUGUUUGGUGAAAGGAGGUCAUGAACUAAUAGUUGAUGCUUUCGACAGGUUUAGGACGGAAUAUAAGGAAACCCACCGAUUCCAGUCAUUGUUUUCCUUUUUUCGUUAUUCAGAAUUUCAUGUGGAGUUUAUGACGUCAUGUAUGCAAUUCUUCAAUAUCGUUGUUCAUUCAACCGAAGAUAUGAAUUACCGAAGUUAUUUACAGUAUGAAUUCACACUGCUAGGAUUAGAUAAUUAUUUAGAGAGUUUGAGCGAGAAUGAAAGUGAACAGUUUCAAACUCAAAGGAUUGCUUAUUUAGAAAAUAUGCUUGAUGUACCAACAUUAAUGGAAGAGGCCGAAAAAAAAGCGAAAAUUGAAUCGGAGAAUCUCAGUUUGUGUGAAGAACUCUCCAAGGCAAAGGAGCGGCUACAGGAAGUUGAGGCUGAUUAUAUCGCUCGUUUAGCCCAGCUGGAUCACCGUCUGAAAGAAUUAAAUGCAGAAAAAGAGAAGUUGUUGAAAGAACAUGAUUCUACCUUGGACACGAUGAGAAGAACCCUUAGCGAGAAGGAUAAAGUUGCUCGUGAGCGGCAAGCGAAGUUAGAGUCAAGAAUUCAAGAGUUGGAAAGGAUGCAAGAGAACAUGAAAGCUGGGUUAUUAGAGGCGUCAAAGCCACCAGAGGAGGGAACCAGCAAGUCGCCACCAACUCCGCCACCACCACCUCCUGGUCCUCAUCGAACCAUAGACCAAGGUGAAGCGACUAAAAGUGUUACAGCACCGCCACCACCUCCUCCUCCUCUGCCUGAUAAUCUUUUUGGCCGUUCAGCUGCAAAACCUCCACCACCACCUUUUGGUAGGACAUUGUUGUCACCACCAGCUACUGAUGUGAUGACUAUUAAAAAAGUUUACACGACGAAAAACAAGCUUCCUCUUCUUAAUUGGUGUCCUUUGAAGCCAAAUCAGGCAAAGGAUACAGUGUUUAGCAAUCUUGACGAUGAAAAGAUAAUGGAUAAAAUUGAUUUUUCCGCGUUGGAAGAUAUGUUCAAGAUAGGAUCUAAAGUGACAGCGGAUACGAAUGAAGCAUCUUCUGUUGGACAACAUUCGCCUGGUAGUGGUAGCAAUGGCUCAUCGUCGAGUAGGAAGAAUACGUUGCUGGAUACGAAAAGGCUACAAAAUAUUGCUAUCACGAAAAGAAAAUUGGCUUUAUCAGCUCCAGAAAUUAUGUCAGCCGUUCAUCGAAUGGAUCUUACUGCACUUCCACCCGAAAGUGUUGACAUUCUACUGAAAAUUGCGCCUAACCAAGAGGAAAUGCAAAAGUACCGGCAGUACGAAGCCGAACAUAAGUCUACAGCUGACCUGUCUGAGGAGGAUCAAUUUUUGGCGCAUUUAAUGAAGAUAGAACGGUUUGAGCAUAAAGUUAAGAUAAUGUCAUUUAUGGCUACAUUUGAAGAGAGUGCCAAUUUAUUAGAACCGCAAUUUUCGACCUUGACUGCAGCUUCGAAAUGUGUACGAGAAGCUGAUAAGUUCCAUAAAAUUUUGGAAGUUCUAUUGGCAUAUGGCAAUUACAUGAACAGUGGACGGCGCGGUGGUGUUUACGGGUUUAAACUUUCUAGCUUGGAUACGCUUUCCGGGAUGAAAAGCUGCGUUGAAAGGUCUUUAUCGCUUCUCCACGUUUUCUGUGACUCUAUAUCCCGUUCAUUUCCCGAGCUUCUUACUUUUGGUGAACAAUUUCGGUUUGCGGAUAAAGCAAGCACAGUGAUGUUAGACGCUUUACUAGCAGAUAUGAAAGAGGUGGAACUGAAUUUUUUACAAGCCAAGAAGGAGAGAGAACUGAAAGGAUCGGAUUCUCCCCCAUCCUUGGUGGCAUUUUUAGAUAAAUGCGAAAAAAGAAUUGAGAACCUCAAGACCCAGUGCAAGACUGCUACUGAAGCAUUCAGUUCCUGUGUUGAGUUUUAUGGCGAAUCAGCUCGUAAUCAACAGCCACAUUUGUUCUUCUCGAGGCUUAUUGAAUUCAGGAAGAAAUUUGAUCAGGCUGUUAGAGAAAAUGCAGAAAGACACGCUGCAGAGCAGCGAGCUCAGGAGAGAACAGCUAGAUUGGCGGCUAGGGGUCGCGCAUCAAAGAAUGAUUUGGAUGGCACAGUGAUCAUGGAGCUAGAGCAACGAAUGAAUAGAGCUUUAGCGAAUUCUCCGACAAGAAGAAGAAAUCCAAAAUCGAAACUGGAGUGCAGCCAGAUAGAUGAUGGUGACUUUGAGAAAAUAAUGAUAGGCUUAAAAGAAGGAGCUUAUGUGUCGUUCGAUGCACCGACCAAUGCAAAAAAGCUGGGUGUUGUACAGUCUCACCGGAAUGGAAUGCCACCUCCAGUGGAACCAAAGCCACCAAGAUCGGCUUAUAUGAAUCGAGAGAGGCCUGGUGCACUUUAG
Molecule: messenger RNA, 2919 nt
Organism: Enterobius vermicularis (human pinworm)
Lineage: Eukaryota; Metazoa; Nematoda; Chromadorea; Rhabditida; Oxyuridae
Source: the annotation of a GenBank genome assembly